Cuscuta europaea is the source of this 2083-nucleotide messenger RNA. The record is from the annotation of a GenBank genome assembly. NCBI's taxonomy places the organism in Eukaryota, Viridiplantae, Streptophyta, Magnoliopsida, Solanales, Convolvulaceae.
GAUCAUUAAGCGUCCUCAACAAAUAACUUUUACCGGGCACUAUGGAGGUGGCAGCGGAUCCAGGACCGAUUGAUCCUUCUGUCCUUACAUUGCAGGCCACACAUAGGACUGAGGACGUGUGGUGUGGCGUGGAUGUGCAAGUUGAUAGGUGUCGAGGGCACCUCCGUAGUUUGUCCCACGUGGAGGUGGACGAUAGAGUUUUAGCUUAUGUUAGAGCUGCCGGUUUUUUUGUGUACACAGAUUGGUGGCUACUGUCCCACUUGAUAGAGCUCUAGUCACCGCUCUUCUUGAGCGUUGGAGGCAGGAGACUCACACAUUUCACCUCCCAGUUGGUGAGGUGAAAGUGACCUUGGGAGAUGUGGCCGUUUUGACUGGCUUACAAGUCCAUGGGAGAGCGGUGACAGGUACAGCAUGUCGGCCAUGGGUUGAGGAUGUGGAGCGAUUGUUGGGUGUUCACCCCCUUCUCCGAACAGAGAUUCGUGGAUCAUCCCUAAGGAUGUCAUGGCUGAGGGAGCAUUUUGUUGUUAUUCCUCCAGAGGCAGAUGAGGUGAUGAUUCAGCAGCAUGCACGAGCAUACAUUUUGAUGUUGAUGGGAGCUUCCAUUUUUGCAGACAAGAGUGGGGAUGAGGUUCAGAUGUUGCCAUUGCCGAUGCUAGAGAUAUUUGAUGUAGCUGGACAAUUCAGUUGGGGUAGUGCCACUCUAACGUAUCUUUAUAGGCAGCUUUGUCGAGGUUGUCAGAGUGGGAGCACGGAGGUUGGGGGUAUUUUGCUUUUGUUACAGUUUUGGUCAUGGGAGUACAUUCACAUUGGGCGUCCCAUUAUAUCACGAUACCAUGGGCUAGAUGGACUCCCACUUCAUGAUCAGCCUCCACGUCUCCUUGGACCACAUCAUCGAUGGGGCGAGGACCCUCUGGGGCGUCGAUGGCUAUUUGCUGAUCUUUGUCGCACAUCAUCGGCUACUGGACUCGGUUUCUAUAAAGAUGCAUUUGAUCGCAUGUCGGAUGCUCAGAUUACAUGGAUGCCAUAUACAGCCCAGAUGUUAGAGGAGUUAGCCUCGAAAGGACGAGAGCACUAUGAUAUAUGGCGAGCACGUGUCUCGUUGAUCUUUUUUGACAUUGUUGAGCUUCAUUUGGCUAUGAGCAGGUCAUUCCAGUACCUGUCGACACAUGUGUAAAUCUCCAUAAGCUGGAUAGGCGUGGGAAGCCUACAGAAGAUUGGUCGCUCAGACAUGUUAGAUACAUCACUGUGUGGGAGAGGCGAGCAGAGCUUGUUGUGAUUGGGACGCCUACAUUCGUCCCAUCUGUUUGUGUAGGCUACAUGAGAUGGUAUUAGUGUAUUACAGCAUCACACGUCUGUUUGUCUCUCCUUCUUUCAGACUCCCUAAUCACCAUUACCAGCCUAGUUCCAUGGCUUUAUACUUGACGACACGGGCAUUGCAGCGUAUACAUGAGCGAGCGACUACCUCAGUUAAUGAUACACAUGACGUGGACAUGUACGGUCAGGUUCUGACGGGCAUCGCUUCGUUGUGUUCAGAUGUGUUGGGCCGAGUGAACUAUGGACAUCUUAUACAUAUGACCCCCUCUCAAGAUUAUAUGGCAUCAACAUCAUCAGCAGCAGCGGUGGGUUCUACAUCUCAGACUCAGCGGGACAGAGUUGUUCUUCAACCACGACAGCGGCGUAGGCGUAUGCGUCAACAACCACAACUCCAUGACGAAGAAUCAAGAAGACCAUGAAAACUUGUAGUCUCUCUAUUAUUGAACUUAAUCAUGUACACCAAAUGUUGUAGAAACACUUCACUUUUUUUACAUAUUUUUACCUUCAAACUAAUGGAUAUUGUGUUAUUAGUAUUUUGUCAUUUGUUUAUGAAGUGUUGAUGUGUUUGGUUAUGCAUAUCGGAUGUCUACACGCUGUUUUUAUAUUGUAUUUUUGAGCAGGUGUGUCGCUUUGUAUCAUUUCUACCAAAUUGUGUUUUGUAUGUGUUCGGUAAGUCGUUAAACGGUGAAUUGCAUUUAUCGGGAUCCAUUUAGGACAGUUUGGGUGUUAAUGUUUUUGGGGAAGGGCAAAGUCGCCAAACCGUUUGGCG